This is a messenger RNA of Diaporthe batatas, 1846 nucleotides long. RefSeq lists its product as uncharacterized. The transcript is spliced from 2 exons. NCBI's taxonomy places the organism in Eukaryota, Fungi, Ascomycota, Sordariomycetes, Diaporthales, Diaporthaceae. The coding region runs from base 228 to 1727 and encodes 499 amino acids. The record is from RefSeq and is a predicted model, not a curated record.
GCAAAUUGGGGGCCGUGGAAAGGAGACCGCUUUACUAAUUAGCCCUCGACAUCUGGACAUUCCAAAUUUUUGGAUCUCCCCACAAUCGUGACAGACUCAUCAGCUCGGUCACGCAUUGAGUACUGUCGCCUCUUAAGAGGACGUGUUGGCUGGGCGACUGAUAAAUAUCUCCUGUUUAUUCACCUCGGCUAGAUACGACCUCGGGAACGUAGGCUCCACGAGGAACGAUGGACACGCAUCUCUCAUUCGAAGCGCCUGAAGCAAGUGCACAUGGUCCAAACAGGCACUUCCUGCCACUUCUACAGCGACAUGGACAAGUUUCAGAGCACCCCCCACAGAUCAUGAGCGACGAGGCAAUCGGGUCUGCCAGCAUUACCCAAGCGCUUCCUUGGGACAAUGGUCGCCGGCAAGGGACCCAAGGAGUUUCGAACUACCUCGAGGAAUACCGCGAAGAGCUUAUCGACCUGUUCUGGGUACAGGACCUGCCCUUACGAAAGGUCCAAGAGAUAAUGAAAGAAGAACACGGGUUAGAUGUCACCGUCAAAGUCUAUAAGUCCCAGUUCCGUCGUUGGGGAAUCCGCAAGAACCUCAGAAGACAAGAGGCCCUUAAUAUUGCCGCUGGAAAUGAAUCAGCACAUAUUUUCUGGUCAGAUGACAGGAUCGACGAAUACGCAGCACGCAUAGAUCGUCACUUGAGGAAGUAUCGACGGAACAAAGCACUAUCACAAGCCCGCGCCGGGGCGGUCAUGACCCCAUCCCGCAGGAUUCGAGCGCCGGACACACUUGAAAAAAUUGAGGCGGCAACUUACUACCUCGACGCCUACGCAGCCAGCCAUCACAACAUAUUCUGCACGGAGCGGUUCUCGACCGGCCCACAAGACACGUUCAGCGCCCUGUUCAUUGGAGGUCUUGCACGUUUGUCUCGAAAUGAUCCACAGAAUCAGGCUUUCAAGCAGAUAAACCUGGCCUUUGAGCAUUUGAAGGAGCUUGUCUCGUUGAACCACCCCAUAGUAUACCUACGGCUCGUGGCCACCAUCGCUGCAUUUGGCCAGUACCCGAAGUCUGAGGUCUGCAAGGCCGUCUGUCGCACGCUUUCAGACUAUCUGGCAAAGCUCUCGCGGAUUAUAUACGGGGGCCAUCACCCUCUUGAUCACGCCUGGGGGGAGAGCCUCUUUCUCUCAGCAGCACAAGGCCCCGACCGCUUUGCCCUUGGCGUGCUUGUGAAGGCAGUGCAACGAUGCUGGACAUCUGAGCCUAGAGUAAAGACAGGGGCUGUUGACAUCGCAAGGUGCGUGCCCAGCGACGCAAGGGGCCUGGAUGAAGCUUCUCUACGCGACCGUCUGGCUGUCACGGCUUCGCGUCCGGACCUGGUAUCACAAGCACAGGAGACCAGGCUUGCACUUGCCGAGUUACUCAUCAUGCAAGUAAGAGUGCCCGAAGCAAUGCACUUCUAUGCUGAAGCCAAGGACUUCCAAGCUGCCGAUCCGGUCCGCCGUGCAAGCAAGACCUUCUGGAUUGCAGAACUUGAAUGGAGAGGCUUCGAUGCUCAGGGUUCCAUCAAUACAUUGAAAUCGGCUCUAGCCUCUGACGAAGUUGGAGAAGCGGGUGAAACGGACAACCUGGCCACGGAAACAUUGAAACAACAAAUCAAGGACGUCUUGUGUCACAGGGAGAAUCUUCUCAGCUCAAGAACGUCUUACGUCACUGGCAGUAUCUUGUCACAUUAGGGAAGAACUAAAUGUGUGGAAGCUUCAAUGUUCCUAAAGGUUACUACGAAAGAUCUGAUCGGACAUAUAUGAUGCCUCCAGAGGCCUACAAUUACACGAAUGAUCAAGACAUCAGAAUG